AUGACCCUCUAUCCGCCAAAAGAUUUGGUCGUUUCGGGCGGCACCCCAGGACUUCCAUCACCUACACGCGCCCUUCCGGCCUCGCUGACAGAGCCGUUGCUCCAACGGACGCAAGGGAAAAAACGAGCCAGAUCUCCUACUUUCAGAGGCGAUGAUCGUACCAAACGAACUCGAGUGGAGGGCGGUCGGCGAGAUAGGAAGGCCUGCGCUGUGCGUGCCUUGGCCGAGAUUGAAUGGCUGCGCGAUCGAAAACAGGACGUCCUUGCAGCCACCACGGAGGUGAAGCAAGGCUAUGAGCGGAUGAAGGCUGCGAUAAUCAGCCUAGGGAAGGAGCGUGCCUGCCGUAAGGAGACGGCGACAAACAAGCUGCUUUCCUCCGAGGAGGCUAGACUAUUCGCGAACGCUAGGCCAGAACAGCGCGAGGCCUUUUUUCGCAUGAAGUUCGGUGCAAAGAAACCCUAUCGAGAACAUACAGCCGAGGAGCUCGAGGCGUUGUACGACGCCCGAGCCCGCCUACCCAAACGCCCAGAAGAUUAUACGCCCAGAGAGCUUGCAGAUUUGUAUAGAUCCAAGAUCGACGCAACUCCCGUUAAUUGCACCUGCCGACGGACUACGCUACAGCAAAACCGGGCUAACAACUCAUCGUUCACGCAUCCUAGGCCCCGCAUGGGUGUGGAUGCGCAGGGAGUAGCAUUCGAGGACUGGUCCGCUUGCCCUCCUCAAAUUGGCACGGAGUAUGCUUCUUUACCUACGAAAGAACUGCUUCUUCGCUAUGAAAUAUCCGGGGGCGAUGGCGAUGCACGCAUCUUUCCUAUACCGCUUGGCCCACGACGUCCCAGGGCCUUCUCGACGCAAUUCACGCUCCAAUUUCGACAUAUACCUUCUCGAGUGCACGAUACGCUCGAGGCGUGGCAUGCUGAGAAUGGCCGGUGCUUACCUUGCAUUGCCAAAGCUAUGCGGACGCUCCCUCCUUGGAUCAUCGGAUGGUACCCUGCUGACUAUAUCAUGGAGAACGGGAAUCCUGUGUUCGUGAAUCUCAGACAGGACGAGCUGGUCGAGUGGGAUGAAUCGCGGAAAGGUUGGCGUCAUCUCAUCCUUGACCACCACCGGUGGGUACCCGUGGAAGAGUUGGAGGAGAGACCCAGCGAUAGCACCGCCGAUCCGAAAAUUGUCCCGUUGAGGCUCGAGCUCGUGCGCCGCGGCGGUAGGGUCGAGAGGCUAUGCCUCGACACGCGUCAGACGUCGUGUACCUCCGCCUACAUAUCCGCCUUGCCACGCCUGUCGUACAGCUCCCCCGCGAUGGCACGCAUUCUGGGUCUCAACGCGCGUUACCGCUUGUUCGCCCUUCGCCUCCGACGCGCUCGAUAUCCGCCCGACGAAUCGCAUGCUGUUGGGCCAUUCAAUACCAGUGUUACGCACCCCAUCGCCGCGAUUUGA
Molecule: messenger RNA, 1437 nt
Organism: Punctularia strigosozonata HHB-11173 SS5
Lineage: Eukaryota; Fungi; Basidiomycota; Agaricomycetes; Corticiales; Punctulariaceae
Exons: 5
Coding region: 1-1437 (478 amino acids)
Source: RefSeq, a predicted model, not a curated record